UAUGAAGAGCUGAUGGAAUUGUUGAUAUGGAUGGUUUAGCUGGUGAGACCUUUCAGUCUUUGGAGGAAGAGGCAAGGUACUGGAAAGAUCUAGCGAUGAAAUACAAGAAAUGUUCUGAGGAUGCACAUGAAGAGCUAAAUGAGUUCCAAGAGGCUAGUCGAGAAUAUGAAGCUGAAUUAGAGGCACAGCUUAUACAGACUGAAAGCAAGAACAGAGAUUUACUCUCAGAAAAUAACCACUUACGAAUGCAACUUGAGUCAAUAAAGGAGAAGUAUGAAGAUCAACAUGCAGAAAGCUACGUGCAGAUGUCUACAAUGGAAAAUGACCUUUCACAAACUAGAGCAGUCAAAGACCAACUACAGAAAUAUAUCCGAGAACUGGAACAAGCCAAUGAUGACUUGGAAAGAGCAAAGAGAGCCACCAUUAUAUCCCUUGAGGACUUUGAGCAACGUUUGAAUCAAGCAAUUGAGAGAAAUGCAUUCCUUGAAAGUGAGCUAGAUGAGAAAGAAAAUAACCUUGAAUGCAUUCAGAGGUUAAAAGAUGAAACAAGAGACCUGAGGCAAGAGCUAGCAGUGCAAGAGAAGCAAGAAAAGCUGAAAUCUCUGCUAAAUGUGAGCUCAGGAGCUGAACGUGCUGACACUGCUGUCCGGGCAUCCACAUCUCUGCCAUCAACACCUUUGGGUCAGAAAGGAAUAUCCCCUGAACAAAACUCGCCAGUGCAAUUCAGGGCAAAUUUGGAUGAUGGAUACAGUGGGACGCCUUUGACACCAUCUGCAAGAAUAUCUGCACUAAAUAUAGUAGGGGAUCUUCUUAGAAAAGUUGGGGCCUUGGAAUCUAAACUAGCAUCCUGCAGAAAUUUUAUUUAUGAACAGUCUCCCAGCAAGCCGGUGACUCCCCUGAUGGCUCGAGUUCACAAGCUUAGGGAAAGCAAUGAAAACCGUCCUAGUAUGUCUCCAGGCGAAAAGAGGCAAGUUUUGCUAGCGAAAAGACUGGAUUUUGUGGCAUCGGUGUCCCAGAACAUUCCUGUGCAAGGGAUGCACUCUCCUCAGGGUGUAGUGAAGAUGAUACUGUAGGAAAUACAACACUGGACCUUGCUGAUUUUUAGUUGAAUU
Messenger RNA from Nanorana parkeri, 1112 nucleotides. It is a transcript of the gene NDE1, whose product is annotated as nudE neurodevelopment protein 1. Lineage: Eukaryota; Metazoa; Chordata; Amphibia; Anura; Dicroglossidae. Gene Ontology annotation, molecular function: microtubule binding. Gene Ontology annotation, cellular component: kinesin complex; centrosome; kinetochore. The record is from RefSeq and is a predicted model, not a curated record. Bases 27 to 1073 code for a protein of 348 amino acids. Gene Ontology annotation, biological process: chromosome segregation; cell migration; establishment of mitotic spindle orientation. The transcript has 8 exons.